This is a messenger RNA of Staurois parvus, 408 nucleotides long. The record is from the annotation of a GenBank genome assembly. NCBI's taxonomy places the organism in Eukaryota, Metazoa, Chordata, Amphibia, Anura, Ranidae.
GGAAGUGACUCCUCUCCACCAGUUACACUGAACGUAAAAUAUCCUCCAAGAACUCCAGUUCUCACCUCAUUCCUGGAGACUCAGAAGGGAAACCUGGUCAUGGUUCAGUGUGCCGUAGACAGCAAUCCUUCCUCAGAAAUGAGGUUGUACAAAGAUGGGACCCUCAUCGCCAGUUCUCCUUUCCAUUGGGCUCCAAGAGAAAGGAUCCAAGUGACCUACAAGAAGAAUUCUCUGAGCCUAGAGAUCCGGGAUGUGACCUUAGCUGAUGAAGGGAUGUACAGCUGUCUUGCCAAUAAUUCUGAAGGCAUUGCAACUGCAAGUGUGAAGCUUAUUGUAGAAAUGGUAAGAGUGGUGGUAUCGCCGUCUGCGGAGGUAGAAGAGGGGAAUGAAGUCAGACUGACUUGUGUG